Messenger RNA from Gryllus bimaculatus (two-spotted cricket), 2819 nucleotides. Lineage: Eukaryota; Metazoa; Arthropoda; Insecta; Orthoptera; Gryllidae. The record is from the annotation of a GenBank genome assembly.
ACUCUUUGAGAUCGAUGUCUGAAGUCUGAUUAACGAAAUCUGAGGGAAGCCUUACUUUCACGAAGUCUGACAGGCCUCGUCAGAGAGUAUAUAGGGCCUCAUGAUCAUGUCUCAUCGCUCGAUUUCAGUCAUUUGUUCACAGAAUGUUAACGUUUAUUCUUUGAGUAAAUUUUCCUGAUGCGCUAAUUCACUACUCUCAUAUGGAAUAUGUUUCCUCGGCGCGAAGAGAACUUGAAUGGGCGGGAAUUGUUACUGUAUGGUGCGAUGCGAGGCCGAAGGGGGCAGGCAUACAGUAUAUUAGCUUGUACGCCCUGAGGGAAUAUUUGUAACAUCUUCCUUGUGCGUGAAUGGACCCGAACUUAUUUAUAUAUUAAAGGUGACUAGUAUAUUCUGUGAUUAGAUUAUGGAGUAAACGAAAAAUUUCAAAAUCAAAAAUUUGUUUCGAUCGUAUUCCUUGUUGGGAUUUUCUUUUAACGAACGACGAUUUAGACUACUCUUAGGAGGCGCCUGCAAGAAUAAGUGACGGAUUUGAUUUUGUUAUAGUUUUUAUUAAAUGUUGAAUUCGUCAGUCAUGAACUGUGUUGCCAGGAAUAUUUUUCUUGUGAUAACCUCUAUAUGCAAGUAGCAAAUUACUGCAUUGAUUUUGUUGAUUUGUGGACUUUGAAGAAUAAUAGUUGUUCAUCUGAUUUGCUGGCCAUUUCCUGAGUGAAUCAUGGCUAAAGUCCAAGUGGUUAAUGUGGUGGUAUUAGAUAAUCCAUCUGCGUUUUUGAAUCCAUUUCAAUUUGAAAUCACAUUUGAAUGUGUGGAAGACUUGCAAGAAGAUUUGGAAUGGAAAAUUAUUUAUGUUGGUUCUGCAGAAAGUGAGGAAUAUGAUCAAGUUUUGGAUACAGUGUAUGUUGGACCUGUGCCAGAAGGAAGACACAUGUUUGUCUUUCAAGCAGAUCCUCCAGAUCCUGCAAAGAUUCCUGUUGCUGAUGUAAUAGGUGUUACUGUUGUUUUAUUGACUUGCUCAUAUAGAGGACAAGAGUUCAUUCGUGUAGGUUAUUACGUGAACAACGAUUAUGUUGAUCCAGAGUUGAGAGAAAACCAGCCACCUUCAGCACCACCUCAGUUCGACAAACUUCAACGUAAUAUUCUUGCUACUAAUCCUCGUGUUACCCGCUUCAAAGUGGACUGGGACAACCACUCCAAACAAGAAGAGAAGAUGGAAAGUACCACUGAUCCUGUUGAUAAUAGUAUGGAUGGAACUUUCAAAAAUGGUCUUUUGAAUGCUGUCCAUGAAAACAGCAUGAAUAUGGAGCCAUAAACAUUUGUGCAGCUGUGAUUCAAUUAAUUUUGAAUGAAUUUCUGGGGACACUUGAUAAGAACAAGUGAUUUUUCUGGCUUGGUGUUGCCUCCCUGUCCAGAAAGACCUGAUGACAGUGACUGCUGCAAAAGCGACUGUGAAAUGCGUUUUCUGUGUGUAUGAUACAAAAUUAGCAGAAUACGAUAAACUAUGUUGUUAUGUUAAAAAGGAAGAAUGCAGAAAGGUUUUAAAUUUACCAUCUGUUCAGUUCAGUUCUAACAUUGAUACUAAAAUACACAGGUUUCAAAUUUCUGAAAAAGACUGAACUGACUUGAAAAAUAAACAUUUUGUUAGUCUGAACAUUGAAAUUGGUCAACACUUGAUGGGGAAGAAUAAACUUGGCUGUAGUCUGUUUUGUUACAAGUGUUAAUUAAAGGUAUAAGUGGGGAAAUGUUCAAUUUCAUGAAAUCUUGGACUAUUAGUGAAAUUGUUCAUUUGUGAAAUCCACUUGAUUUGAAAUAUUCUGUGAAUGAAUAAUGAGCAAGUAAUUACGAACUUUGCUGGAACUCUUAAUACCUUAAAUGUUGCAAUUGAUUAAAUCAAUUGUGGAAAUUAACUCUGAGAAAACUUUUGUACAUUUAUUGUACUCCUGCAAGAAGUAUGAAGAAACACUUUUGUGUGAUGAAAUUUCUUAUAGCAGAAUCUUUUGGUAGUUUUUGUUUUGUAUUUUGGAUUUUCACAAGAAAAUCCACACAAUGUCUACUAUGGUGAGUGUGAUGAAAGGGAGAAUUACAUAAAAUAUUCCUAAGAAAAAAGUGUCUGAAAGGUCUUUGAAUAAAACUCUUCUAUUUAUACGUGGAACUGAAUCAUUCAAUGAGGAUAUGAAGAAUUUUAUGCAAAUUGAAGAGUUCUGGAAAAUAAUAUUUGUUUUUGACUUUUUACAGUUGCAGUAAUUAGUAGCAGCAAUUGAAAAUAGUGUCAUGAUAAUGAAUUGUUGGUGAUAAACUUCAUUAGAAUCGUUGUUGGUGAUUGUUUUAAUUGUUUUGUUACACAUUGUCUUGAAAUGGAAAUGUUAUUUGCAUAUCUAGCUAGAGGUUGUGAUAGGAAUGUACAUAUUAAAAAUUCAGUUCAUUUGUGUAUUUCUUCCAAAGUUAUUUCAGAAUGAAAAGAAGUACUCAAAAUUCUUUUCUCUAUGAAUACUCUCAAAUGGUUGCAUUUCUUCACAUUAGUGGAUACAAUACUGAAGAUUUCACAAGCCGUCCGAAAUUAUUAUUAUGUUAUAAUAGCAGUUGGCCAAUCACAUUCGUCUUAGUUCAUUAUACAGGAAGGAGGGUUUUCGCAGCCGUCUACAGUUCUGCAUGCUGUGAAGGUCGCAACUGUUGCGAGACAGGUGAACCAUGAAACAGUAUGCUAGUUGGUGAUUGUUAGGAAUGUUAUAUGGUAGCGAAAGGUUAUGUGUAUGUUUCUAUUCCAAACAAAUUAUUAUACCACAAAUACUCUACUGCAAUCAGUGGAUCAUAAUACAGCUAUCAUU